AAAACCAUGAAGAGUAGAACAUACAAAAAAAAUAUAUCAAAAAUAAAUAAAUUUUGUGAUACUAACAUUAAUCAAUUUCAGUUGUUGAUAAUUUGUUUUUCUACUGUGUGAAAUAAAAUUAGUGAAGCGUAAUAACCAAAACCAUAAAGAAUGUAGUGGACAACAAUGUAAAUUACACAAAAAAAAAUCUAUGGUAUUUCAUUAACAUAAUACAAUUUUUCUGUUUGUAAAAAAGAAAGUAUUAAAGUCAAAGGACCAAAGCCAUAAAAAUGCACUAGAUAAAAAAAUGUAAAUACUAUAUUUGUACAAUAACAUUAUUAUAGAAUUACAAACAUUUAAUGAAACAAACUGAAUUUCUUCCUAACCUACACAAGAUCAAGCUGUAUUCACUGGACACACCCGUCUGUCGGGGGAGGAAUAAGCCUGAAAGUAACCCUACUCUAAGUUCUAACCUACACAAGAUCAAGCUGUAUUCACUGGACACACCCGUCUGUCGGGGGAGGAAUAAGCCUGAAAGUAACCCUACUCUAAGUUCUAACCUACAUAUUCAUUUUUUUAAAUUAUAAUGUAGUAAAUUUUGAGAACUUAGAGCAGGGUUACUUUCAGGCUUAUUCCUACCCCGCCAGACGGGUGUGUCCAGUGAAUACAGCUUGAUCUUGUGUAGGUUAGAACUUUGAGUAGGGUUACUUUCAGGCUUAUUACUCACCCAUUCCAUUUGCAUUUUGUUAAUUUUAAUGUUCAUAUGUUCUGCCCUUUAGCUGCAUAACUUUUUUUAUGCUAAUAUAAUGUUACAAAUGUUUUUGUUUUUUUUCAAUUAUGAAUCUCAUAUGGACAUGGUCUUUUAAAAUUUUCUAAAUAUUUAUUUUUUUGUUUUGUUGUAAUGGUUUUUGUUGGCAUCCUCUUUUUCCCAAACAAGGAUAUCGUAAUGAAAUAUAUAAUCUUAAUGAUUUUUAUAUGAAACGGAUUGUUUUAUUUUGAAAAAAAAUUAUAAUUAUGUAAUAUUGAAAUAUUUUUUAUGGUAUUAAGUGUUUAUAUUCCUAUCUCUUUUCAUCUAUUGAUCUGUUCUUUUUAUGGUCAAGGUCCUAAAAUAUUUCAUUGCUUCAUUUAAAAAACAAACUAAAGAUGUUUCGUGUAUUUUUAAUUUUUGUCUCUCGUAUUUAUAGUUUUGGUCCUUUGGUUUCGAUAUUUUUAUCUAACAUGAGCAGAAAAUGACAUGCCAAUGAAAUUCUUGUUUGUAAAUGUAAAACUAAAGAUGUUUUAAAUUUUUGUCUCUUAUAUUUUUGAUAGUUUGGUUUCCUUUGGUUUCAAUAUUUUUUAUUUAACAUAAGCAAAAAAUAAAUUAUAAAUGUAAAUUUACAGAUGUUUUAUGUGUUUUAAAUUUUUGUAUUUUGUGUUCUUCAUGAUUUUGGUCCUUUGGCUUUAAAUUUUUCAUUUCAAAAAAAAAAAGAAAUUAUGGCUCUACAGAAAGGAGGCCUCCACGUGGCUAGAGCUGGGAACAUAUGGAAACUAUGUAUGUUUAAAUAAAUUUCAAAUUCAUGUUUUCCUUAUGGCUAACUUCUUUAUUUAUAUUAGUGUGUAUUUGUGUGUAUUUGUCUUGCAAGAAAAUUAUUUAAUCACUUAAAUUACAUACUCAUGCCUGCCUUUGAGAUUAAAACGUGUUUGAAAUAAUUAAAUACUGGUAUUAAAUUCAUGAUAUUUAAUUUAAAAAAAAAUUAAAAAUCCAUUGAAUUCAUUUUGGUGACAAAAUGACAGGUGAUGGGGCAUCAACUCAUAUUAAAAAAUAAAAAAAAAUAUACAUAUAUUUGAAUUUAUAAACUUAGAAAAACCCACCAUCAUUUAAACUACAUCAUCGUCUUUAAUUUGAUCGGGCGUGGUAUACCUUAUAAUACGUCACAAGCAAUGGCGCCGGCAAAUGGCACCGGAUGUAUUGGAUUUUUCUAUGAAUUGGCUGUAUAACGGUAACGGUACCAAUUCAGUGUACCAUUUUUUCCAGAUAACCAUUUCUCAACCCAUCUAAGAGGAUAUCCUGUGUAUAUUAUCGCAGUAUUGGGUAUAGUGUACUUUUUUCUGGGUAUAGCACUUUUUUGGGGGUAUUGCACAGAUUCCAGUAACCCCCCGACUUAUCUGACAGCGGGAAUUACAUUUGUCGUUUUUGGGUUUGAAUUUUAGACUUCUUCCCUAUGUUUAAAAACUAGAGAAGAUGACAGACCUCACGCCAGAGUUGGGGUUAGAUGUGAUUGAUGAAUGGUUCAAGAUAGGAAAGAAAUCGGUGCAGAAGAAUCUGAAAACUGUACCACGAAGUGUGACAGGAGGGAGAUAUUUUGAUACCACAACUCAAAGGCCACGUGUUGCAGAAACUGAAAACACCUUCCAUCCUCAACGAAGAACGCCAGCAUUUUCCCGGACAGAUUAUGCAGAGAAAUACAGACAACAACAGGAGCAGGAGUUAAUGGGAUACACACAUCCACACCAACAGGCUCAGUUAUCUGCUGUCACCAAUGAUUUGGAACACUUGGACUUGGACAGUAUUGCCACAUCUACGGUGGCAAUACCACAUGACCUGGUUCCCUCCAAUGCCACGGAUGUCUACAGGAAUUACAAUUUUGAGCACAGCUAUGAGAACAAUUUGCCCAUUGCAGAUCACAGAGAUGAAGUGGUUGGCAUGAUUGAGAGUAACCAGGUCACAGUUGUACAAGGAGCCACGGGAUCAGGAAAGACAACUCAGGUACCCCAGUACAUCCUGGACCAUUAUGCCAAAUCGGGACGCUACUGUAACAUCAUAGUCACUCAGCCCAGAAGAAUCGCAGCCAUUAGCAUUGCCAGGAGAGUGUGCUCGGAGAGAAAAUGGCAGUUAGGAACUGUUUGUGGUUAUCAGGUUGGAAUGGACAAACAAGCUUCAGAUGACACCCGUAUUCUGUACGUCACCACGGGAGUCCUGCUCAGAAAACUAGUCGGCAAGAAGAACAUGCUGGAAUACACUCAUGUUAUUUUGGAUGAGGUCCACGAGCGAGACCAGGACACCGAUUUUUCCUUGUUGAUUGUCCGGAAGCUACUUCAUACUAACUCCCGCCAUGUGAAGGUGGUGCUGAUGUCAGCCACAUUUGACUGCGAUUUAUUUGCCCAGUAUUUUGCCCUGCCAGUAAGAGAUCGGUUAGAACCAGCCCCUGUCAUCACAGUAGAUGAAGCCCCACACACUGUUUCCGAAUAUUACAUUGAGGAUAUUCAAGGGUUGGGUGAGAUACCUGCAUUAGAACCAUAUGAUCCUAUGAUAUCAAAAGAAGCAUAUGCUCUAGCUGUGAAGUUGAUUGAAGAAUUUGACAAAAUGGAAGUUAAAGUUCAAGGGAGGUUUGAAGACCGGAACUGUGCAAAGUAUCGUGGAACAGUCUUGGUGUUUCUACCAGGAAUGGUGGAAAUUGAUGACGUGCAUGAUCACUUGAUGGCUCUGGUCAAGAACAAUAAUCUGAAGAUUAUUCCUCUGCAUUCCACAAUAACUGUUGAAGAACAGAGUAGAGUGUUUGAUAUACCAGACAACGGACAGAGAAAGGUCAUUCUUUCUACAAAUAUUGCAGAAAGUUCAAUAACAGUUCCGGAUAUCAGAUACGUGAUAGAUUUCUGUCUAACAAAGAACCUGAUCAGUGACCCAGAUACAAAUUACACCAGUCUUCAAGUGGAGUGGGCUUCCAAAGCCAACUGUAUCCAGCGGAAAGGUCGAGCUGGACGUGUGUCAAAUGGGCGUGUUUACCGCAUGGUGACCAGGAAUUUCUAUGAAUCAAUCAUUCCUAGUUACGGAAUUCCAGAAAUGCAGAGAUGUCCGCUGGAGAAACUCGUCCUGCAGACCAAAGUAUUCAACAUGGGGGAACCCAAGGCUUUGCUUGCCCUGGCUCUGGAGCCCCCUAAUCUGGAUGAUAUCGAGAAAACAAUCUUACUUCUGAAAGAGGUUGGUGCCUUGUCUACCUUAACUACCGGGGAAAAUAACCGUCACGAUGGUCAGCUGACAUUUGUUGGCCAUGUUUUGGCAGACCUUCCUGUGGACAUUAAGAUUGGGAAGUUGAUCAUCUAUGGACACGUGUUUGGCGUGUUAGAGGAGUGCCUUAUCAUCGGUGCUGCAAUGUCUUUAAAGUCGCUGUUUUCCAAACCAUAUAAAGCUCAUCUUGAGUCUUACAGACAUAAACUGGACUGGGCAAGAGGGUCGCAGAGUGACAGUCUGGCCAUUCUCAAUGCCUUCAAGGAAUACGAAUCUCGGAAGAACAUGGGAGAGUUCAGAAGAGGCAUGUCUGAAAGAGAAUGGUGUAAGAGGCACUUCCUACAACAGAGACGGAUCAGAGAGAUUGCAGAACUUGUGAAGGAAUUGGAACAGAGACUGCUUCAAUUCAACAUCACUAAACCUGGACAGCGGCCUAAUUACAAGAGUCAUUUCAGCGAGGACCAGGAGCGACUGCUGCUGAAGUUGGUGAUGUGUGGUGCUUUCUACCCGAACUACUUUCUGAAGGGCCCAGUGGAUGAAGAGAGUGCCCUGAGAGAAAUGUCGGGAAAUGACCCGCUCAACACAGUAAUGGUGAAGGGUUUACCAGCCAAUCAGGGUCUGCUUUACAAAGAGAACUUGGAGGAUCAGUUUAGAAGUGUGGGGUUUAAUCCGGAGGCUUUCUUUGAGGAAACUAGGGCGUACGUCAGUUUCCAGUGGAAGCCGGAGUACAGAGGCCGUGUUCAUCCUGGUGUGUACAUGGCUAUUAAACUAAGACAGUUAAGACACUCCAUCACCAUUGAUCAGUACUCAUCAGACACAGCCCACAGGUUACUGCAGGAAAUGCAGAGACAGCAGGGGGCAUCCAUAGGGAAACUUAGAUCCAACCGCCAGGAUCGAACAUCUGAAGAGCAGAGGACACAGGUCUUACUACCAGACAUCUCAACGCAAUACGUGUCCCUUUUUGUUACCAAUGUUGUAGAAUGUGGACAUUUUUGGGCACAGUACAAUGAAAAUCAAAACUUUGAAGAACUACACCAAGUACAUGCCACUCUCAAUGGCAGAAACUUAUCGACUGUGAGUUCCUCCAAGGUGGGGCAGAUAGUGGCUGCUCCCUACACAGAGCAGGGCGAUACACAGUACUACAGGGCCAGGAUUAACAGCUGUGACCGUCAAAUGAGACAGGAGCGGUGGAUAGAUGUUGUAACGGUGUUCUUUGUGGACUUUGGAAACACCGAGACAGUGGACAAAGCAUCGCUGAGAGUCUGCCCUCAGUCCAUUGCCCACAUUCCUUUCCAGGCCUUUGAAUGCUUCCUGUGCGAGCUCCGUCCGUCGGUGAGAAAAUGUCCUGAUGGUCACUGGACAAGAGAGGCCACAGAUUUGUUCAGAAGCAGGGUGGAUCAACAAUCUUUGUUUGCUCAGGUGUAUUCCACUGUGAGAGAUACGCUGAGGGUAGAUCUGAUUCAAUCGUUUCCUAAUGGGCGACAAGUGUCCUACAGACAGGAGCUGAUCAACCUGGGAUACGGGGAGAAAGGGGAGGAGAAUUAUCUCUCAAAGAAAGAUCAUGAACAGAGACAAGCCCCCCAGUCUGUGAGGCACCAAGAGGACAGAGUUCGACCCUCAGACGACUGGUUAGGUACUGCUCUCAGCACAUCUUCACCCCUCUCUGCGGCCCCUCUCACACGCACAAGGGGUCAAAAGAUAUUUCUUAAAGGACCAAAUAACCCAUAUGAAAUGCAGUUUUACAGCUUGACGAAUGUUGGAAGAAUGAGGGCAGCAAAAGUUGAUCCAGACAGUGUGAACUCGGUUACUGUGGAUGAUGAACCAGAGUCCCCACAUGCGCGAAUGAUGAUCGCAGGAUUUGUGGGAUUGAAUUCGAAAGGUUCCAUUAUGAUAGCUCGGAACACCACGGUCAUGCCUCUUAUUCCAGGCUUACCAGCGCUGGUGUCAUUAUUGUUUGCUCCUAUUGCUGAACUCAGAGUUGACCAGAGAAAGGAAAACUACAUAGGAGCCAUUUGUGGCCUGGGGCUUGACCGUUUUUGUGGAGAGUCGGCCAUGCCUGACCAUGAUAUGGAAGUUGCAUUUGACACAGAAAUUACGUUAGAGGACAUCUUCAAGAUAAACGGAGUGAGAAUGGCCAUCAAUAUUGUUUUGGGAAGUGAGCAGGCUGUGUCUAACUGGGGAGAAGAUGCCAUAUACAAACUCCAAGACUCUGCACGCAAGAAACUCAUGAGCCUAAUUCAAGGGACAACAAGGGAGCCCUAUGAAGCACCGUCAACAGAAACUCCGUAUAAAUGGGAUCAGAUAGACGUGGCAGAUAUUUUGGAACAUGAUUUACAUAACACACCUGCUGACAGUUUGGUGUUGUUACACCUUCAUAAAGGUGUGUACUUACAGACAGAUCGGGAGGAGGAGGAAGAGGAGGAUCAAAUAGGGGUGGAAGAGGAGACCUUGGAGAUGAGACGUCAUGCUGAUUGGCUGCAUCAGGCCGCUACAAGUUCCACUAGCCGGGAGCCAAUUCUGUGUAGACUUUGUAACAUGACAUGGCAGACACCUCAGCUGUUACAGCUCCAUCUGGAAACUCGACGACACAAGGAAAAAGAAGAUGCAUUGUGUGGUUGAAACUUGAUAGAGGAAAAACUUAAAAAGAUCAUUCUAAGGUCGAAUUUUGCAAAUCCCUUCAGAUUCGAGGGACCAAGUCAAGCCUGUUGUGUUCAAAGAAGAGUGGAAAUAGAAUUGCUCAAGUUUCUAUGUUUAAUUUUUAUGCUCCCUGAAAAUUUAGUUCAGUACUAUAUAUGAUGACGACCCAACUAUAUAUAAAUAUAUUUAGGAAAUCGAUAAGUCCUAAAUAUACCCAUAUACCCAUAUAAUGAUUAAGUUUAGUCGCUGUCAGUCCAAUCAUCCAUCUGAGCUCUAUCUCCCAAACCUCUCAUCAGAAAUUUAUCAUAAUUUAUCGCAAAUAAUCCUUGGGAUAGGAACUUUUGGACCAAGGUCAUUUUAGAAAGGUUAAGGUAACUCAGAACAUAUACAUAUAAGGAAAAAGUUCCUUAUUUCUACAGAAUUUGAACAGGUAUUGAUCAUAUAUCACACAAAUAAGUAACAAGCAAAUAGCUUUCAGACUAAGGUCAUUCAAUGUCAUUUAGUAGAGGUCAAGGUCACUCAUAUCAUACCUUAUGCAAAAUAAAAACCUUCAUUUCAAUAAUAUUUCAACAAUUAUUUAUGGUAAUGGGAAUCAUUUGUCAUAUGAAGUAGUUCAUUGAUUAAGUGCAGUUUGGGGAGCAUCCAUCAGUUUUACUGAUAUUUGAUGUAUUUACUCUGUAAAAUGUACCUUGUCAGAACAUGGAGGAAAAUGCUAGCAUCGGAGAUGUAAAAACAAAACUGAAGAUAGUUUAAAGGAAAGUGCCCUGCACUGAUAACAGAUAUGUUUAGGAAGCUGAUAAGCCAAGUGUGCAGGGUUUACAAGUCUGUUUUAGAAUGAUUAAAGUAUGGUCACAGAGAGUAGUUGGCAAACAUUUAAAAAAAAACAAAACACAACUUGACGUAGAAACUUGAGCACAUCUAAAAUGGACUGUGUAUUUCCAUUUGGCGUCAGCAUCUUCAUUUUGAAGAUAAGGAAACUGAUUUUUGACUUUUAGCAGUAAGAACAGUUUGUGAAGUUUUGUUUGUUUUAUACCCGUGUACAGACUGAAGAAGAUGUCGUUCAGACUGAAUAAACACUGUUAAAGAGAUCUUAUUUCAUUAAGACGGGUGGUUGCUUAUGUUAUGGACUCUCUGGGAAGAGUGUGUCUUUUGCAAUAUUUUUUUUUUAUAUACAACUUGAAUAAAGUCGUUAAUUUAG
This is a messenger RNA of Ostrea edulis (European flat oyster), 7799 nucleotides long. RefSeq names its product ATP-dependent RNA helicase TDRD9-like. Gene Ontology annotation, molecular function: ATP binding; RNA binding. The record is from RefSeq and is a predicted model, not a curated record. NCBI's taxonomy places the organism in Eukaryota, Metazoa, Mollusca, Bivalvia, Ostreida, Ostreidae. The coding region runs from base 2201 to 6583 and encodes 1460 amino acids. The transcript is spliced from 36 exons. Gene Ontology annotation, cellular component: intracellular anatomical structure.